Botrytis sinoallii is the source of this 792-nucleotide messenger RNA. RefSeq lists its product as uncharacterized. The record is from RefSeq and is a predicted model, not a curated record. The coding region runs from base 1 to 792 and encodes 263 amino acids. Lineage: Eukaryota; Fungi; Ascomycota; Leotiomycetes; Helotiales; Sclerotiniaceae. The transcript has 2 exons.
AUGGCAUGGUCACUAGUUUGUCCCGCAAACCGAGGAAUUGGUUUCUAUUUAACUCGACAUCUCCUUCAAAACACACAGCUUCCCGUCGUGGCAACGUCGAGGAAAGAUAUUGAAGGAGCGAAGAAAUCUAUUUUGGCAGACUUGGAUGUUGAUCCCAAGAGAUUGACGGUAUUAGAAGUCGAUGUCACGAAUGAAUCCACCAUCUCCUCGGCCGCAGAAAAAUGUUCAUCUCUCUUCCCCUCCUCAUCCCACCAUCUCCGUCUCGCCUUUUCCAUCCCCGGUAUUCUCUACCCUGAGAAGUCGCCCGCCCAAUUAGACCAAUCCCAAAUCCAACACACCUUCGCCGUCAACACCAUCGGCCCCCUCCUCCUCACCAAACACUUUUCCCCCUUCCUUCCCCCAAAACGUCUAGAUCUCUCUUCCUCCCCCGACACCAAAAAUCUUCCGCCCCACGCCCUCUGGCUCAACAUGUCAGCUCGCGUAGGUUCCACCUCGGAUAAUGCACUCGGGGGAUGGUAUAGUUAUCGCGCUUCGAAAGCAGCGGUGAAUUCUCUAACGAAGACUUUUGAUCUUUUCUUGAAAACGAGACAUGGGGAUAAUGCGCUUGCUAUUUCGUAUCACCCGGGAACGGUAAAGACGGGCUUGUCAAAGGAGUUUUGGGGAGGUGUCAAGGAGGGCAAAUUGUUUAGUCCCGAGUUUGCGGUUGAGAAGUUGUGGGAUGUUGCAAUGGCGAAGGGGAUUGAGAGUAGAGGGCGUUGUUGGGAUUGGAGGGGUGUCGAAAUUUCCCCUUGA